Messenger RNA from Neurospora hispaniola, 198 nucleotides. RefSeq lists its product as uncharacterized. The coding region runs from base 1 to 198 and encodes 65 amino acids. The transcript has 2 exons. The record is from RefSeq and is a predicted model, not a curated record. NCBI's taxonomy places the organism in Eukaryota, Fungi, Ascomycota, Sordariomycetes, Sordariales, Sordariaceae.
AUGAGGGUUACGAGAAGAGGACCAGGGUUGAAGAGGCCAGCUAAGAGCAGAACCGCCUAUUCCUCCUCCUUGCGAGGAGCCGCCGGAGGUAGAUCGGACCAAGAUCACUAUUGGCUACAUUUGGCAUCACCCUGGGACCGAGUUCCUACGCCCUCGGUCUACGCGCCUCUCUACGGCGCCUCACGGGAUCACAAUUAA